Molecule: messenger RNA, 630 nt
Organism: Parastagonospora nodorum SN15
Lineage: Eukaryota; Fungi; Ascomycota; Dothideomycetes; Pleosporales; Phaeosphaeriaceae
Exons: 2
Coding region: 1-630 (209 amino acids)
Source: RefSeq, a predicted model, not a curated record
AUGGAAGGACCGCUUUCUUCCAACCAACCCUCUGCUUGCAUGACAUCAUUGUGCCUGUUCAAGCGGAUGAGUCACAACACACGCCAACCAUCCGAUUUCCAGGCUAUCAAUGGAGUGGACCCCAACCUCUACGUAGUUCCCUUGAUGGUGCUCACUCCCAUAAUCAUCACCUCGAUGAUCUACCGCAAGUUAGGCUGUAUCGCAUGUGCCGUGCCGUACACUAUGGGCAUUGGUGUAGUCGUGGGUCUCUUUCUCAUUUCGCAGACCAUCACGGAGCGCGUCUUGCUUGCAGAUCAGUUCUUCCGUCGACACAUACAGCAUACCCAUCGAGCGAGUGUGCGCUCGCAAACAUGGGCAAUGUACAAGACUGCGGUGAUGCUUUCAAAGCCACGCAUCCAGAAUAUCUCCGAUGCCAUGUGCAGGGCGAACACGAAGGACAAGGAAAAUCCGCAAGAGGCCGCCCAGGAGCAGUGGUAUAUAGCCGAGGACAGCAACGGCGGCUUUGAUGUAGUGGACAGGUCAACGGACUGGGACGGCAAGACCACAGAGAGCAGAUCGACCUGGGACAUGCUGAUCUUGCUCGGCCAGGUGUAUCGACGGCCGUCCCAACCACAGAUGCUCGGUCAAUGA